AUGUAUUUCAAUUAUAAAAGUGCGUGUGGGAGCUGUGGAUUUGGCUCUUGCUGUGGCUGUGGGUAUGGCUGUAUACAGAGCACCCACUGUGGCUGUAACGGUUAUCAUGGUUGUCGUGAAAAUAAACAUUCUGUUGUAGAUGAUUCUACAUUUUUUUUUUGCUUCUAA
This is a messenger RNA of Cebus imitator (Panamanian white-faced capuchin), 168 nucleotides long. RefSeq names its product keratin-associated protein 21-3. The record is from RefSeq and is a predicted model, not a curated record. Lineage: Eukaryota; Metazoa; Chordata; Mammalia; Primates; Cebidae.